UCUCUUGUAUGUUCUGUGGAAAUCGAGACUAACCACAAUGGCUUCAAAGUUCUUAUGACGUGAUCUUUGGCAACAUAUUGUGCAUUCGGUACUUUCGAUUUUGACCUAUUUCACAUAUUUGCAAAAAUGUCUGUAAAUUCAACCAAUGUAAUUUCCGAAGAUGAUGUGAAAGAUUUAAAAGAAAGGAUGAAACUUAUAGCUGCUGCUGACCCGUCACAGUAUCAUAAUGAAUUUUCUCUGAGAAGAUAUUUGAAAGCAUUCAAAACUACAGAUGCAGCUUUCCAAGCAAUUUUGAAGACCAACAAGUGGCGGAAGGAGUAUGAUGUUGCAGCUCUUACUCCAGAAAAUCCUAUUGUUAUAUCUCACUUGGAAGCCAACAAAGCCAGAAUUUUACGCCAUCGUGACAUGGUUGGCCGACCAAUAAUAUAUAUACCAGCAAAGAAUCAUAAUGCUAAUGACAGAGAUCUAGAAGAACUGACUAAAUUCAUUGUCUACUGCCUGGAAGAGGGCUGCAAGAAAUGUUUUGAAGAAGUUGUGGACAAUCUAUGUAUUAUAUUUGACCUCAAAGAAUUUGGUUUGAGUUGUAUGGAUUAUCAGAUGAUAAAGAAUUUGAUAUGGUUGCUUAGUCGCCAUUACCCAGAGCGGUUAGGUGUUUGUCUCAUCCUGAAUGCUCCAACUUUAUUUUCAAGUUGUUGGCUCAUCAUUAAAGCCUGGUUGGAUGAAAACACUUCUAGCAAAGUUAUAUUCAUAAAUGAUGAAAAUGAACUUUGUUCAUAUCUUAUACCUGAUAUUUUACCAGAUAAUAUUUAAAAUCAAUGAAUUGUUUGUAAGUUGUUUUGUAAAACAAAUUUAGUAUUUUAGUAUAUAGUGAAACUUGAAGUGUGACGGCAUGAAAAUGUGUGGGUGCCAAAAAUUAAUAUCUUGAUGGGGGUUGUGCUGGCACAUGCCCUAGAAUUUUUAUUUUUAUUUUUUGGAGAGUUAGGGAGGGGUUCUACACUCAUACACAUUACAUCUGUACUUUUAGAAAUAUUAUAAAUAGAAUUAUCUCAAGUAUACUUCUUGGAACAAAAAUACUUGAUAUUUACAUAUCGUGUUUCAGCAUUUUAUUGUGUGUGUGAUUAGUGUAGAUUUUGUGAUGGGUAGAGAUGUUCUAAUAUUUUAAUUCAUUAAAAAUUGAAUAUUUUCAUCUUCUGUUGCCCUUGCCUGCUAGUAGUUAAAAAGUAUCAUAUUUGUUUAAUGGCAGCUGUUAUAAUUUUAAUGCUGUUAAAUAAUGAUGUAUGAUGCCAAAGUAUUAUUACUCAGAAAUAAGUUAACUAUUACUUAUAUUGUUUAAACAUAUUUUGAAUGAGACCAAAAAUGGUAUUGAAUGAACACAUUGGUAAGUGAACAGUAGUAUAUUUCAGGCCCAAUUAGCUUUGAAACUUGGUAUACUAUUUGAACUGAUAUAGAGAGAGCAGAAUAUUUUCUUGGAUGUGAGAGCAUAAAGUCUUGAGCCGGGUAAGAUGGUUAUUGGCAUGAAGUGUUGGUAUUGGUAUUAAUAGUGUGUAAUUGAGUGAAGCUGAAUUUAUUGAGAAUAAUGAAUAAAAGAGCUUGAAAACUUUAUAAAUACAUUAUCAUUUAAUGACAUUACUGCAAUAAUGAACUCGUCAGUACUUUUAAAAAGUAUUGAACAGACCCCCCCACAUCAAAUUGUACUGAGAAUUGAGAACAAUAUAAAGCACAUGAAGUGUUUUCUGGGUGCCACAGAGAAUUGUGCACUUAUGGAGCAGCUUCUAGGCUCAGUAAUGCAAUAGGAUCUGCUCUUUUCAUUUUUGAUACUUUUAUUUCAUCUCUGUUGUCACAAACUCAAGUUAUAUUUUAAAUAUAGUUUUUACUUGAUUCCACCCUAUCUUGGUUAAUAAAAUAUUAUUAAGAAAGAAAUAUUUUUGAAUUUGUCACUGCACUUCAAAAAAUUUUGAAAUAAAUUCAAUAAUAUUUGUUCUAAAUCUGUUAUUAAUGAUAAAUUUCUGCUAGAAGCAAAAACCUCGGAAUCUACUUCAUAAGUAUAUGAAAAUAUUCAAAUUGCAUUCAAAAGUUUUCAAAAAAUUGUAUAAUGGAGGAAACUAAAUAAAGAUGCAAGAUGUUUCUAUUUUUGAAGAAACUUUAAGGAAAUUAACUAAGCUUAAGGCUGUUAAAAUAUAUAUAUAUCUGAUUUAUCUGAUCAGAAUCAGGGUUCAAGAUGUUUUGUUUCAUUUGGCUGAGGGUCUCUUUUUGCCAUCUUCCCCGGCAAUGCUUGAUGUUUCUUUUUCCCUUGCCCUCAUUACCAGCUUUGGUCUUCACUUCAUUGCUUCUGUUACUAGCCCUUGUUCUGCUUGGAUUACCCUGAAGUUGGUUAGUUAAAUGUUUUAAUCUAAUUUGUUAAUUUAAUAGAGUAAGCAUUGCACAGAUGAUGUACUGGUUUCAUUCAUGGCAUAAACACUUUUUUAUACAAUUUUUUCUGUUAAAAUUUUUAGUGUAAUGGUGUAAUUUUUGUUUUGUAAUUUCUUUGAAUGUAUAUGUUGGUGGACUAUUUCCCUCACAACAUAAUGCAGGAGGGUUUUAACUUGUACAAUUGUAUUUGCGAGUUAAAACAACUUGUAAUAUUUUUAUGUCAGUAUAUAGUUGACUAAAGAGAAAAUAUGUUAUCUGUGAAAUAAUGUCACUUUUUUUGUUGUUAGUGUUAUUUAUCUAUGCAAUUUCAGAGUCUAAUGGAAUCAAAAGUGUUUCAAGAUCUAUUUCCUAUAAAUAAAAGAGUUGAUUUUUGUAAAGAUUUGUAUUUUUUUACAAAAAUAGAAACAUCUAAUCCUGUUCUCAUUUAAUUUUUAUUAUAAAAGAAUAAUGUAAAGAUUGUUGAUUGUGGUUAAAAGCUACAUUUUACUAUCAUAUAAAAUUGGAGGUCAUUGUUACAAUGUGAAUUUUAUGGACUUUAUUAUGUAUUUUAAUGAAAAUUAGGAAAGAAGAGAGUUGUUGGUGUAUUUCAUCAUACCUGAUUUUCUUCAAACUCUUUCUUUUUUUGUCAAUUAUUGUGUAAAACAAAAAUUUAACAGUUCCUUAAAAAUGUUAGUAUUUUCCAAGAAAACUGAGGAAUAAUUUUAAUUUUGUUUAUUGAAUUUGUUUUUUUCUUUACCUUGAUUUAAUAAUUUAAAUUGUUAUAAUGCAUUUAAAAAAAAUUCUACUUCCAAUAUUUUUGGUUACUUUUUUGUAAAUUGUGUGUUUCAAAUUUUAAAGACAAAUAACCUCCCCUUUUUAAUGUUCUACAAUAUGUAUGCUACCAGCAAGUAUUCGUUAUUCACGUGUUAAAAUUGCAUUGAGUUAAUCAUUCCAAAUUAAGUUUCAUUAUAUCUUUGUACAGUAAAAAGUAUGAUUGAAUAUAAAAUUACGUGUGAGUACACAAAUGAAAGAGGUAAUUAGUAAAGCAAAUUUAUCAUUCAGAGAUGUUAAAAUUUAAUUAGUAUUUUAAUUGCGUUAUAAAAAUAAAUAUUAUUCUAUUUAUGUUUCUUUAAUUGUGCAUGAAUUGCAAUAACUGAAUUUUAACAAUGCAUGAUUGAGGAAAAUAUUGAUGAGUUUAAAUUUAGUAGUAUUAAAAAUAAUACUGUGUUUUUGAAUUGAUGAAAAAUUAAAUCAUUGUUGUGAAACUUAGUUUUUAAAGAAGUUAAUUGAGAAUCUGGUGUCUUGUAAAAAGAAAACCACUGCAUUUACAUAAAUCAUGUUUUAUACAGUAUUUUUUAUUGAUUUUGUGAAUUCUUUUAUUCUUUAUUUAUUUAAACCAAGAUAAUUGUUUGGCUAUAAUGUUCUGUAGCUUCUCAUAUUUUGAAGUUGUGUAAUAGAUGCAAGUAAUUCAAGUAUCAUCAAGUUACAGUAGUGUAUAAAUGAAAAGGAGGGUAGACAAUACAUAAUCUGUGGUUUGAUUAUUCCUACAAGCGUGAGGGAUUCAUCUUAUUUAGAAAUUGUCAUAUUAAAAAGUACGAUUGUAUUCUUAACAAUAAUUGUAUUCUUCAUUCACUGUCACCAAAAUUAUUCCUCACCUUUCUUUGCUUAUAAUAAUAUUGAAUAAAGCAGUUUUUAAGUGUUUUCUUUUGCUUCAAUUUGGCUUAAAAGUGUCAUUUAAAUCUUAAUUCGUUGCACACUAUGUUAUAUAUUUGGCAUUGUUUUGCAUUCUAGUCUGAGGUAUUUCCAUGUAAUAAAUUGCUAGUAUUGUUUUGGAGUUUUAACAUUCACUUUUUUAGCUAUAAAUACUAUGCUAUUCUAAUAUAUUAUUUGUUGUUAUUGUGAUUGAAAUUAAAAAAAAAAAAAUUAUUAUGAAGAGAUGACCAGGGCUGGAGGUGGGGGUGGGGUGGGGUGGUCACUGACAACCUUCUAGGAGUGAUGUAAACUAAAAAUUUUAAUCGGAAUGGACUUUUAAGGUUUAAUUAAAAUUGUGAUGUUAUAUAUAAUAACAGUUUUAUAAUUGAAGAUUUUCUUCUUAUUUGAAGUUGUCACACGAAUGAAUGCAUCUUCUUUAAAUUACAUAUAUUUUGAUUAUACAUUGAAUUUUUGUAUUAAAUGUCAUUAAAAUUUUCUGUAACCACCUUAUUAUUUUAGGUAGAAAAUAAAUAAUAAUUGAGGUGGUGACAUGGGAAAGGUAGUAAGACAUGAAAGGCAAAUCUUACAGAAGCUAAAAACAGUUUUUACGUGACUAUAAGAAGUUGUAUUUUUAGAAUUGUUUUAGAACAUUCACAUUAGCUUUACAAAAUGCAUUUAAAGGAAAGUGAUACAUUUGCAUUAUUUAUUAUUUUAUAAUUUGUUGUGUCCUCACCCUUAGAAGACAAAUAUUGUUUCUUUAGUCACUUUGCAAAAAUGGAAUCUCAUAACCCCUACCUAUUUAACAACCCAUGUUCUCAUUUAAAAUGUAAAUAUUUACACAUUGGAAACAAUCCUGGGAAGUAUAAAAAAAUGGUUUUCAUUCAAGUGAUAUUUUCAUUAAAAAUUAACUUAUUGUAGAGAAUAAUUUGGUGUUGCCUACACGUUUGUUGUUCCCAAUUUUAAACGAUUUAUCAGUUCUGAUUAAAAUGUACAUGUCUGUCCAGUUAUUGUCACACAGCUGUCUAAAGUGAUAGUGAUAAAAGGAUUUGAAGAUGAAUAUUCAGUGCAUUAGCAUUAACUAUUAUUUGUCACUUGUGAGUACAAUCAAAUGCUUUUGUUUUACUCACUCAUUGGAUGUCUUUGAAUAAUUUUUUCUUCAUCUGAGGGACCAUUACAAGGGUGACAUCUUUGAUUGUUGUGGUAUAAAAAUGUUGGUCUAGAUGACAUAGCUUAAAUAUGAUUGUAUCAUGCUUCAAAAUAGUAACUUGAAUUGCAUCUUUAAUCCAGGAUUUAAUUACAGUCAUUUAAUGUAAAAAUUGUUAUAAACACACGAUUUCUUUAUUUAAGUUCCAGUCCUACCAUUGUUUUUGCCUGUUUGUUGUAUUUUAUGAAAUAAUCAGCUAUUAACAGAUAGAAAGCGUUCAUUGAGUUUUCAUUGAUAUGCUGCUUCUCUGAGAUAAGUUAUUUGCUUGAAGAUAUCUGUGAAAUGAAAAAUUUGUGUAAUAAGCUGGGGUGAAUUAAUGCAUAAGCAGAUAUUGUACACUUGCUUAGGGCCCUUGUUAGAGUGUAGGCAGCAGUAUAUUUGUAAGUCAGAUUUUUAUAUAUUUCAUAAUGUGUAAAUAUAUUUGAUCUGCUUUGAUUGUCUAAAGUAAAGCUUGAUGAAACUCAGAUCAGUAUCGUUAUUAGAACUCAAGUGUUCUAAUAAUCCACAGCUCCUAUUAUCUGUCAAUAUCAGUCUGUCACCUUUUCUAGGAUGAGUAUUGAAAUUUAAACAAAAAUUACUGUACUUUGGAAUGUUUACAAAGUGGGUAAAACAUUGAACACUAUUCUUCUCACAUCUUAUUAAAAUAACAAUUGGUUAAUUUUUGUAUUUUAAUGAAAUGUUUUAUGAUACCUAAGUCGUUAAUAUUCAUUUUCAAAAUUGCUAAGGUUAUAUUUAAUUUUUUACAAAUUUGUUUUAGAUAUGAAUAUUAGAUAUUUAUGGUUAUUCAUUUAUAUGCUUAAGGGCCCUUUAGAUAUUUUACCGGAAUUUGUGGAUGAAAAACAUCCAUGAAAAAAAAAAAAAGAAAAAGAAAAAGAAAUAUUUCUGAAAGAUACCGGGUAGUAAUUUUUUUAAAUUUCCUCCAUCUUUUUUUAAUAGCUCCAAGGAAAGAUGUAUGUAAUGCAUCUCAUUUUGUCAAUUAACUUCUUGCAAAGACUGAGCUCCUGAACACUUAGAAAAUUAACUCCAAUAUUUCAUGUUUGUCGUCAUGUUUAAAGCAUGAUCAAAAGUCGAUGAAGAUCAAAUGUUGCGAGGUUAUUUUUAGUCAAGAAGUUUCACUUGUGAACGAAACUAAUUUAGAUAACCAUUUGUAACAUUACCAGCAAAUUGUUGUAGCUGAUUUGCUGUGGAAAAUGGUUUAUUAUACAGAGAGACUUUCAACUUCUUGAAAUUUCAAAAAAUAAACAAUCAAAUGAACUUACUAAUUUUCUAAUGAUUGGGUUUCAUCAUUUCUCCAAUUAUUUAUUUAUUAUCAAUGCAUGUAAGGUGUCACAUUACAAAAUCUAUUUCGAAGAAACUAUAGAUCAGUUUCUUGAAACAGUUAAUGAAUUUAUAAUUUUAAUAAUGUUAUUGGAUUAUUGAAAGAUACUUCUUUUUCUGUUCAAACUCAUAUAUUUUGUAAGAAUAUUAAUUGAUUAGAAAAUUGUUGAGAAUUCGAUGAUUCAAUGCAAUGAUGAUUGUGAUUUUAUAUAGUUUGCAUUAGACAUAAAUACAAUUAGCAAAUUGACUUGUCAUAAUUGUUUGAAACAAUUCUUAUUGACAAAAAAAAAAUAUUGUUAUUACUAUCAUGCAGUUGAUUGCAUGCUCUUAAGGUUACAAAUGCAGGGUGAGUGCACUACGGGUGUUCAAUCUUCAAUUUGGAAGCAGUGUAAUAUACAGCCUGUUUUGAGUACAGUUUUACUGGAAUUUCUUUCUCAUUAAUAAUAUGGAAAGUUAAAUAAGUUGUUUGUUAUGUUCAAUUUGCAUGCUUGAUAACAUUUCAGAUUGUAUUUUCAUGGUUUUACAAUCUGUUGUAACAGCACUGCGGUUGCACCAUUGUAGUCUUCUAUUACCUUUUUGAAAAACAAAUAGGGUGUGCGAUAUCUAUGUUAUAUAUUUAUUGACGAAUAAUUAUGAAUACAAAGAUUAAUUUAGAGAAGAUAUUUUAUAAGUGUGUUUUUAAAUGUGACUUCAGAAAUAGUACUAUUAUAAUCAGAAGUAGUACUAUUCAUGAAAUUUAUCUCUUUGUCUGUUUUUCUGUGAAAAGUGUAGUGUACCGUUGUAAUUUUGUGUGAACCUCAAUUUUUUUAGCUUUAUUGUUUUUGUUUUGUCUUUUUGUUUCAAAAGUUUUUAAAAUUCAUAGCAUUCAAGUGUUCUUGCCUGAAAACCUUGAAGUUAUUCGAGCAUUAAUGAUUUUCCUAAAUGUUUAUCAUGACAUUUAAAUAAUGUAAAUUUUAUCAGUGUUACAUUAGUGAAUUAAUGUCGUGUAUCUCUAAGUGUCUUACAUUUGAUCAAAAAUUAUCACUUGUUGUAUGCCUCUUUAUAUUUACUGAAGAGACUGAUCCACAGAACAAUGAAGUAAAUCACAUCUCAAGUGAACUAUUUGCUCUACAGAUGGGAAUUGUGUAGAAGAAGUUUAAAGAUAAUUUAUAUCAUUUCUUGACUUAAAAAAAUAGAAAUGUGUUUGAUGUAAUCCCUUAUUUCCUUGUCCAGUGAGCCUCCAUUGAUUCCUACCACCAAAAUAUGGAUAUUGAAAACAUCCGUCAGUUUCUUAUAUAAUAUUUGUACCAGUUUUUUCCAGUCUUUAUUACUAAUAAGUAGGAGGCUUUAAUACCCUUUUGUUUGAAAAUUUUAGUAUUUAAUAUCUGUAAUGGCAGAUUUUUACUUUAAGAUCUAUAUUUCCCAUUCCCAAAAGCAAUCUAUUGCUAAUGAAGAUACUAAGUUAACAUGUACCGUCUUUUUAGUUUGUAUGUUUCAGUUAAUAAUAGAUCAAUUGGGGCCAAAAUUUGAGACUAAUAAAUUACUCCAAUUAUACAUUAUUUUUCAGUUAAUACUUAAGUGUGGUGGUCUUUGUCUCUGAGCUUCAUGUUUUGCCUAAAAUAUGAUGAGAAAUUGGUUCAAUUUUUUUAAAUUUUCUUUGGAGUUAGGUUUGUGGUUGAUUUUAGGCAAGAUUCUUAAAGUAAGCCUUAUAUCUAAAAUGCAUAUGUUCUUGUACAGUUUUUUAUACAUUUGUUCUAGGCUUUGUAUUACAACAAAAUAUAGUCACAUAGGUUACAGUUAUAUCACAAAACUUCAUUAUUAUUAAUGCAGGUAUUUUAUUGUAUGUUUUGUUUCUUAACUCGCCAUAAGGAAUCAAAGCCAUCUCAUAAAAAGGGAAUCAUGUCAAUUUUAAUUGUAGGUAGCUAAGAGAUAACGCGUGGAGGAUCAAUAUUGUAACUUAUAAAUACAGUGGUACUACAGUGUGGUGCUAGCCUUUACUUUAUUAUAAACAUUUAAUGUUAGGAUAUUGGUGAAUCAAAUAUAUUAAUGUUUUAAUUAAUUAGACUUGUAUAUCUGUACCUCUGAAAAUAAGCUGAAGUGAAAUUGGAAAGAAUUACAUUAACAUAAUGUUAAUUGUUUUACAGCAUGUUGAUAGAUUAUUUUUAUUAUCUUCAUCAACUGAAAUAUCAGUUUAAGAUUAUAAAUAUCCAUAUAUUUUUAUGAAGUUAUUUUAGAGGACGCAGCUACCUUUCUUAUAAUUAAGCGAGUGCAAUUAUGUGAGCUUCUCAAUGUAAAAAUAACUUAAUUAAGUCAUGGCUAAACGUCUAAUACACCUCUUGCAUCCUGCUAUUAUUUAUCAACCUGUAACCAUUUCAUUAACAUUUCAUUUCUGAUUACAGUAGAAUAAUUAUGUUUGGUAAAUUAAUAGAAAAGAUUAAUUUACAAAAAUUAAUUGAAAGAGACAUUGGAAGUUAACUAAAGAUGAAAAUAGAAAAUACCUGAAAUAAUGAUUAUAAUAUUGAUUUUAAAUGAAACAAAAUCGAUUCUAAAUGUUGACUUCAUUGUUUAAAGAGUGUAUUAUGUAAAUCUAAAGUUUUUGUAAUUGCCAUAAAUGUUACUUUUUAAUAAAUUUUCUAUUUAAAUGUUUUAAUUAACCAUCUUGUACUUCAAAUUUUCCUUUUUAUUACACGUUUCAAAGGUACUGUAUUUGUUUGUGUAUUUUUUCGAGAAGUCACUAGUUUAUCUAGAAGAAAAUUGGCCAUCCUGAAUUGAUUUGUAUGUUUUUGACAGAUUUGUACCUUAGAGAAAAUAAUAUUUUCAUCCAUUCUGUUCAGGUUAAAAUAACAAUUUGAAAAUAUUUUGUGUAAGGUAAAGUAUAGAAAAUAUUAUGUUGACUUAUAUAUUUUUACCCCUGUAAAUAAGCUGAAAUGUCAACUUUUUUCUAAAAAUGAGAUAUGACCCUGGAUUUGAAGUCAUUCUUGAUAUUUGUAUAAUGCCAGAUAAAUUAAAUUUCCAGCAGGUCACUGAGAAGUGGGUGCAAGCAUAUUUACAAAAACAACUAAAGUGUGUAAGAUCAUAAACCAUAAGAAGAUAAGUUGUGUUGUCUGAUUAUUCACUCUAUAACAAUGAUUUGAAAUCAUUAAUUAACAUAUAAUAUGUUCAGUUUUCUCUUUAUUUAUACUAGAUGGUUUGUUUCUGAAAGAGUUUAUUUCUGAAAGUUGUUCCAGUGCAUAUCACAGAACACAAUCUGUACAUGGUUCUUAAAGUAGCAGAGCUAUUAAAAUAUGUGCCACAUCAGCUUCAACUUAUAAAAUAUGAAAAACCAAGAUCUCAACCUGAAAUUGAAACUCAAAACUAGCAUCUGAAAAGUAGCAAAUUUUUAUCAAUACUCCUUGGCAUGAUAGAUAUGAGAGUAUAAAUUAUUUUUAGAGUAUAUUAGUAGCCUAUAUUUGUUGAUGCUAACUGAUAUAUAUCAAACAGGUUUAUUAAGUCAUUUAAAAACUGCAUAGUCUUGUAAUUGGGAAAAAAGUUAACAUUAUUAGUCAAUCUGCUUACAUAUGAAAUUUUAAUUGUUUUCAUAAAGUAAUAUUUAUUUUUAAUUGUUUUUCACUUAAAAUGUAUGUACAAGUUUGUAUGUAUAGCAGAUUACAUUGAGUUUAUUUGGAUUGCUUACGGUAUUGUUUUUUUAAAUAUUUGUAUUUUCCUUGCUACACAUUAAUGGCAACAUUCUUAUUAGGUGGGGUUUGAAUGCCAUAUUUUAAUACUAAUGGAAACAAUAAUAUGCUACAAAUUUGUGGUUCAGCAUUUUGUCUUGCUGAACAAGAAUCAGCUUCAAUGUAGUGGCAUUGAAAUUAUGUUUAUGAAUGUAUGUUAUUAUGGACUGUUUAAAUGCUUGUGCUGAAUAUAGUUUUCAUAUUUUGGAAUAAAUUCAAUCAUCCAAAAGAUCAAAGAAUUUUUAAAAAAAGCCAAAGACUAUUCAAUUUGUAAUUUCUAAAAGAAAUGUUGAAAUAAUUGUUUCUUGUAAUACAUGUUCUAGUCCAGCAAUAUGGACUGACUUUGUAUGUUUGAGAAUUUGUUUUUAUACAUUUUUUUGGCAGGGAAAGGUGCUAUAGGGUCCAAUAUUGUUCAUGAAUGGUUGUUUCUGAUCUGAAAAUGCAAACUAAUUUAAACAUUUACCAAUGUAUCUUUUAUUUAAUAUAAUAAAGUGUUGCUAUAUGUAUGAAAACUAUAUGUAUUAUGUGAGAGAGCGUAAUACGAAUUAUGUUAAAGCAUUUCAAAAUAAAAUUAACCUAAUUGGCAAC
This is a messenger RNA of Gryllus bimaculatus (two-spotted cricket), 10881 nucleotides long. NCBI's taxonomy places the organism in Eukaryota, Metazoa, Arthropoda, Insecta, Orthoptera, Gryllidae. The record is from the annotation of a GenBank genome assembly.